This is a messenger RNA of Anopheles coustani, 999 nucleotides long. Its product is annotated as L-lactate dehydrogenase. The transcript has 4 exons. Gene Ontology annotation, biological process: carboxylic acid metabolic process. Bases 1 to 999 code for a protein of 332 amino acids. Gene Ontology annotation, cellular component: cytoplasm. NCBI's taxonomy places the organism in Eukaryota, Metazoa, Arthropoda, Insecta, Diptera, Culicidae. The record is from RefSeq and is a predicted model, not a curated record. Gene Ontology annotation, molecular function: L-lactate dehydrogenase (NAD+) activity.
AUGACUGAAGUGAAAGCGAAACUGCUCACCCAAGUGGCCGAACCGAUGACCUCGUCCGGCAACAAGGUCACCGUGGUCGGCAUCGGCCAGGUUGGCAUGGCCUGCGCCUUCAGUAUUCUAACCCAGAGCGUCUCCAGCGAGGUGGCGCUGAUUGAUGUCAAUGCCGACAAGCUGCAGGGAGAGAUGCUGGAUCUACAGCAUGGUUCCGCCUUCAUGAAGAACGCUCAGGUCGACGCCAGCACCGACUUCGCCGUCUCUGCUGGUUCCCGCUUGAUCGUCAUUACGGCCGGAGUGCGCCAGAAGGAGGGUGAAAGCCGACUGGAUCUGGUCCAGCGUAACACCGAUAUUCUGAAGGGCAUCAUCCCGAAACUUGUUGCACAGAGCCCUGACUGUACGCUGCUGGUCGUCUCGAAUCCGGUCGACAUUCUGACCUACGUCGCGUGGAAAUUGAGCGGUCUGCCCAAGAACCGCGUCAUCGGAUCCGGCACCAACCUGGACUCGUCCCGAUUCCGGUUCCUGAUGUCGCAGAAGCUCGGAGUGGCGCCAACGUCCUGCCACGGGUGGAUCAUCGGUGAGCACGGUGACAGCAGCGUGCCGGUGUGGUCCGGUGUGAAUGUGGCCGGUGUUCGCCUGGCCGAGAUCAACCCGGACAUCGGUACCGACGCUGACGCGGAAAAGUGGGGCGAUCUGCACCAUCAGGUCGUGAACAGUGCCUACGAGGUCAUUCGUCUAAAGGGCUACACUUCGUGGGCCAUCGGCCUGAGCGUGGCCUCGCUGGCUUCGGCCAUUCUGCGCAAUACGUACAAUGUGCACGCCGUCUCUACGUUGGUGGCGGGUGAGCACGGAAUUACCGACGACGUCUACCUCUCGCUUCCGUGCGUGCUUGGCCGCAACGGUGUCAGUCACGUGGUGAAACAGAUUUUGACUCCGGAGGAAACCAAGAAGCUGCAAGCAUCCGCCACCCUGAUGGCCCAGGUUCAGGCGGGAAUCAAAUUCUAA